CCGGAGAAAAAGGCGAGAGAGCACGUGACGCUCUGGCCCAAUCCGUGACAAGAAGGUGAAGAGAGCAAGCCAACCAAACUACCAAACAGAGUUCGGGCGGGGAAGGAAGGUGCCUCAUCUCCCCUCCACUCCGUCCCAUCAACCACGCCAUCGCAGCGCUUCUCCGCUUCGCGUCGUACCUUCAUCGGAUUCGACGCGCUCCCCCCGCACUCAGUGAGUGAGUUCCCGAGUCGCUCCAUCGCCGCCACCCUCACUGUCUAACUGCCGCCGCGAAACCGAGUUGCACUCGCCCAGUUCCCGCGCGAGCCUCGCCGUCGGUUCCGUCGCUCGCCUGUCUUUAGAAACUCCGAAUUUCCGAGCGGCUUGGGAUUUGGAGAUGGGAGUGGCACUGAUGAGUUAUGACAUGGAAGAGGGGACUCUGGAGAUCGGCAUGGAGUAUAGGACCGUGUCUGGUGUUGCUGGGCCAUUGGUUAUACUUGACAAAGUCAAGGGACCAAAGUAUCAAGAGAUUGUAAAUAUCCGCUUGGGAGAUGGAACGACUAGACGUGGGCAAGUCCUUGAAGUUAAUGGAGAGAAAGCUGUUGUGCAGGUUUUUGAAGGAACUUCUGGGAUUGACAACAAAUACACCACUGUGCAAUUCACUGGCGAGGUUCUGAAAACACCUGUAUCCAUGGAUAUGCUUGGGCGCAUAUUUAAUGGUUCUGGGAAGCCCAUUGAUAAUGGCCCUCCAAUUCUGCCGGAGGCUUACCUAGAUAUUUCUGGAAGUUCUAUAAAUCCCAGUGAAAGAACCUAUCCAGAAGAGAUGAUACAAACGGGAAUUUCCACCAUUGAUGUAAUGAAUUCCAUAGCUCGUGGACAGAAGAUCCCACUUUUCUCUGCUGCUGGUCUUCCUCAUAAUGAAAUAGCUGCUCAGAUUUGCCGCCAGGCUGGUCUUGUGAAGCGAUUGGAGAAGGCUGACAGUAUUAUCAAGGAUGAUGAAGAGGACAAUUUUGCCAUAGUAUUUGCAGCUAUGGGAGUGAACAUGGAAACUGCACAAUUUUUCAAACGUGACUUUGAGGAAAAUGGGUCAAUGGAGAGAGUGACCCUUUUCCUUAAUCUGGCCAAUGAUCCAACUAUUGAACGCAUCAUCACUCCGCGAAUUGCCCUUACAACUGCUGAGUAUCUGGCUUAUGAAUGUGGGAAGCAUGUGUUAGUCAUACUCACAGAUAUGAGUUCGUAUGCAGAUGCCCUUCGUGAGGUAUCAGCUGCACGAGAAGAAGUUCCUGGAAGGCGUGGGUAUCCUGGGUAUAUGUACACUGAUCUGGCAACAAUAUAUGAGCGUGCUGGGCGUAUUGAAGGGCGAAAGGGCUCCAUCACUCAAAUUCCUAUUUUGACUAUGCCUAAUGAUGAUAUUACGCACCCGACUCCAGAUCUUACUGGUUAUAUUACUGAGGGGCAGAUAUAUAUUGACAGACAACUUCACAAUCGACAGAUCUAUCCUCCCAUCAAUGUGCUUCCAUCACUUUCGCGAUUGAUGAAAAGUGCAAUAGGUGAGGGAAUGACGCGUAGAGAUCAUGCUGAUGUCUCCAACCAGCUAUAUGCAAAUUAUGCAAUUGGGAAAGAUGUUCAAGCUAUGAAAGCUGUGGUUGGAGAAGAAGCUCUAUCUUCUGAGGAUCUGCUUUAUCUGGAGUUCCUUGAAAAGUUCGAGAGGAAAUUUGUGAUGCAGGGGGCCUACGACACCCGCAAUAUUUAUCAGUCUCUCGACUUGGCUUGGACUUUGCUUCGCAUAUUCCCUCGCGAGCUGCUCCACCGUAUACCGGCAAAGACACUGGACCAAUACUACAGCCGUGACUCCGCAAACUGAGUUAAAGAAGUUGCAUGAUUGUCACCAAUAAUCAAUUCAUUGCAAAAUAUGACUAGGCUUGACGCUGUUCACCAGUGCUUGUGAUGGCUCACUAGCUUCUUCAUCCUCAUAUGCUCCUCCCUUUUACAUUGUCGCAUAAAGUAUAAUUCCCCCCCUUAUAUUUUCAGGGCUGUAUUUAUCGAAUGAACUUUUCGAGAAACAUGUAGAAUGUUGGGACUUGAGAGAAAGAUAUGCUUAUAAUCCUUCGUCUGAAUCGGUGAUGGUUGAUACAGAAAAAUUGUUUGAGUUUGUUUAAUGUGAACUGCAGCUGGCGUUUCUUAA
Molecule: messenger RNA, 2164 nt
Organism: Eucalyptus grandis
Lineage: Eukaryota; Viridiplantae; Streptophyta; Magnoliopsida; Myrtales; Myrtaceae
Product: V-type proton ATPase subunit B 2
Exons: 15
Coding region: 377-1843 (488 amino acids)
Biological process (GO): ATP metabolic process; proton transmembrane transport
Cellular component (GO): proton-transporting V-type ATPase, V1 domain
Molecular function (GO): ATP binding; proton-transporting ATPase activity, rotational mechanism
Source: RefSeq, a predicted model, not a curated record